AUGAAAUCACUGCUUCCCUCAAAGUUCACCACCUUCCCAACAUUGAUGAUGAUGAUGAUGGUGCUUUCACUGUUGGUACUGCUUUUCUCCAAUCUCUGUUCCCCUGUUUUCAACAUGACAGCAGCUUCAAAGAUUGAAUCCCAAGGGAGAGCUCUUCUUCAAUGGAAGGCCACCCUUGAAACACAAGAACUUCUUAACACCUGGACGCCAAAGACCAGUCCAUGCAACUGGACUGGAAUCACCUGCAGAUAUAAUGGCCGUCACAUGGCAACCAUCACCAGGGUCCAACUGGGAGGGUUGGGACUGGAAGGGAAGCUGGUGACUCUCAACUUCUCAGCUCUGCCAUCACUCAGAGUUCUCCAACUCAAUGACAACCAUCUACAUGGAUCCAUUCCUGCAGGCAUUUCAGCUCUCUCCAAGCUCAACAUCCUUUAUCUCUCUGCCAACAAUCUCACAGGCGUCAUCCCAUUAGAGCUUGGUAAUUUGGCAAGGCUCUACACCAUGUGGCUCCACAAAAAUCAGAUAAGUGGCUCUAUACCUCCUUCUUUUGGAAAGCUUCUGAAACUGAAUUCCUUAGCCAUCUCCGAAAAUUUCUUAGUGGGUUCCAUUCCUCUAGGUCUUGGAAACUUGACCAAACUCAAUUCUUUAUACUUAUGGAGAAAUGGCCUCACAGGCUCCAUUCCUAGAGAGAUUGGGAAUCUAGUGAACUUGAGAGACCUUGAAAUAUCUGACAACCAAAUAAUCGGUCCCAUCCCACAUAGCAUUGGAAACCCCGACCAAGCUUGA
Messenger RNA from Dioscorea cayenensis subsp. rotundata (Guinea yam), 786 nucleotides. RefSeq names its product MDIS1-interacting receptor like kinase 2-like. Bases 1 to 786 code for a protein of 261 amino acids. NCBI's taxonomy places the organism in Eukaryota, Viridiplantae, Streptophyta, Magnoliopsida, Dioscoreales, Dioscoreaceae. The record is from RefSeq and is a predicted model, not a curated record. Gene Ontology annotation, molecular function: protein binding. The transcript has a single exon.